CUGCUGCUUUCCUGGUGUGCCCGCAGGGGGUCUGCAGCACGUGCCCCUCUCCUGCCGUUUCCAUGCCAGCCCUGUCCGCUCUGUGUCCCAGUGGUGUUCUCACAAGUGUUGGCUGUGGCUCACUCCCAGUUCCUGUUUCUGUGGAGGGAUAGCAGUGUCUGUGUGUUACACGGGUCGUUGAUCUCAUGAGAUUGGUGUAAGUAUUCAUAAAUUCUGAUUGCCCUUCAGACUCGCCUCCAUCUUUGUUAGUGUUCCUGAGAAGGUGUGUGUGUGGUUUUCCCUUCCACUCCUUAACUGGUAUAUACAUGACCCGGCUGCUUCUGCCACGACUUUGAUAGGAAGCAGCUGCCUUGGCACAGCGGCCUCCUCGUGGUCCUGAAUGCUUCCUGCACGGGCGGCCUGGGCGGCCUGGAGGGCCUUACUUGGGACUGAACAGUUCUGAAUUUUGUGAUGGCCUCCACUUUUUUAAACAUGUGGCUUAUCUCUGCAGUGAGACUGAGUAGAGAUGUUUUCUCAGCAUUUAAAGAAAAAUGUUCAUUUUCAUCUGUUUGAAAGGCGCAGAGGUGGAAACACAUGUUACCUACCCAUUCUCCUCCCGAGUGGCUGCAUGUCCAGGGCUGGGCCAGGCUGAGGCCAGACCCCCAGGCGCAGCCGCUGCUUCUGCAGGUGGAGGGCAGAAGAGCGAGAAGCAGCUGUUUCAGUGUGGGGGGUCUUAAUGCGUUACACUAAGGAGUUUUUCUGAGGUGUUUUCUCAUUUUCCACUGAAGUCAAGCUGGAGGCCUGACCACUGGGAGCCUGCAAGUUCCUCUUCAGAUGUGUUUGACAGUUACGAAAAACUGCUGUGGAACGGAUUGGUGUGGGUUCUUAGCUUCCCCUUUCGGAUUGACGUCCUCAGGGUAAUUGUGCCCAGUUGUUGGGAGGAGGCAUAGUGGCGGUCACUGUUGAUCCUGACCAGGUGGCUGGCGUGUUGCUUCCUGCACUCCUCAGACGUCUCAAGGAGAGAGACUUAAAGCUUUCUGCCUUAUGAAAGAUUGGAUGUUCUGGCAGAUAGUCACUGUGGGAGCAAACGUUUCAUUUCAGUCCCAGAUGAGGACCGAGAACUUGAAAUCAGAGGAGCAUCUGAGAUCGAAUGCUAUUAGGCAGGCAGAAGUCCUGAAGGCUGACAUGACAGAUUCUAAGCUGGGGCCUGCGGAGGUCUGGACGUCCAGACAGGCUUUGCAAGACCUGUACCAGAAGAUGCUGGUCACUGACCUGGAGUACGCUUUAGACAAGAAAGUCGAGCAGGAUCUCUGGAAUCACGCCUUUAAGAAUCAGAUCACAACGCUGCAAGGCCAGGCAAAGAAUCGUGCAAACCCGAACCGGAGUGAAGUGCAGGCGAACCUCUCCCUGUUCCUCGAGGCAGCUAGUGGCUUCUACACGCAGUUAUUGCAAGAACUGUGUACAGUGUUCAAUGUAGAUUUGCCAUGUCGUGUGAAGUCCUCCCAGUUGGGAAUUAUCAGCAAUAAGCAGACACAUACGAGCACCAUCGUGAAGCCGCAGUCCAGCUCCUGUUCCUACAUCUGCCAGCACUGCCUGGUCCACCUUGGAGACAUUGCUCGGUACAGAAACCAGACCAGCCAGGCAGAGUCCUACUACAGACACGCAGCCCAGCUCGUGCCCUCCAACGGUCAGCCUUACAACCAGUUGGCCAUCCUGGCGUCUUCCAAAGGAGACCACCUGAGCACCAUUUUCUACUACUGCAGAAGCAUUGCUGUCAAGUUCCCCUUCCCGGCUGCCUCCACGAACCUACAGAAAGCGCUUUCUAAAGCACUGGAGAGCCGGGAUGAGGUGAAAAGCAAGUGGGGUGUCACUGACUUCAUCAAGGCGUUCAUUAAGUUCCACGGGCACGUGUACCUGAGUAAGAGCUUGGAGAAGCUGAGCCCUCUGCGAGAGAAGCUGGAGGAGCAGUUCAAGAGGCUGCUGUUCCAGAAGGCUUUCAACUCCCAGCAGCUGGUGCAUGUGACCGUCAUCAACCUCUUCCAGCUGCACCACCUGCGGGACUUCAGCAGCGAGACGGAGCAGCACGCCUACAGCCAGGACGAGCAGUUGUGCUGGACGCAGUUGUUGGCGCUCUUUAUGUCCUUCCUUGGCGUCCUCUGCAAGUGUCCUCUCCAGGGCGAGCCGCAGGGGGACGCCUGCAGCACCUUCCCCCUCCCUGCGGUCAAGGUCUCCAUGGAUUGGCUGCGCCUCAGACCCCGUGUCUUCCAGGAGGCAGUGGUGGGCGAGCGGCAGUACGUUUGGCCCUGGCUGAUCUCACUUCUGAACAGCUUCCACCCGCAUGAGGAGGACCUCUGCAGCACUAACGCUACUCCACUUCCAGAGGAGUUCGAGUUGCAAGGAUUCCUGGCCUUGAGACCUUCCUUCAGGAACUUGGAUUUUUCUAAAGGCCACCAGGGUAUUACAGGCGACAAAGAGGGCCAGCAGCGCCGGCUGCGACAGCAGCGCCUGAUCUCCAUAGGCAAAUGGAUCGCCGACAAUCAGCCAAGGCUGAUUCAGUGUGAAAAUGAGGUAGGGAAAUUGUUGUUUAUCACAGAAAUUCCAGAGUUAAUACUGGAGGACCCCAGUGAAACCAAAGAGAACCUCAUUCUGCAAGAAGCAAGUGUGAGUGAGGCGCCAGCCAGCGACGGGGGCACAGGGCUCAAGUCAGUGCUAUCGUCGGGCCGCGGGCUCGGCAGCGGCGGGGACCCCGGGGAGAAGCCGGUGGUCACCUUCAAAGAGAACGGGAAGCCACGAGAAGGGAGCAGAGACCAGGGAAGAAGUUUUCCUUCCAAAGAGGUGAAAUCGCAGACAGAGCUGAGAAAGACUCCUGUGUCGGAAGCCAGGAAGACCCCCGUAACACAGACCCCGAGCCAGGCUGGCUCCCCGUUCAUCCCGAUCCAUCACCCGGCGGCCUUCCCGCCGCUCCCCAGCCGGCCAGGGUUCCCGCCCCCGACGUACGUCAUCCCCCCUCCUGUGGCGUUCUCUGCGGGCUCAGGCUACACCUUCCCAGCCGGGGUCUCCGUCCCAGGACCCUUCCUGCAGCCUACAGCCCACGCUCCCGCAGGAAACCAGGUGCAGGCUGGGAAGCAGUCCCACAUUCCUUACAGCCAGCAGCGGCCCUCCGGACCAGGGCCUGUGAGCCAGGGGCCUCAGCCGCUACAGCCGCCUUCCCAGCAGCCCCUUGCCUCUUUACCAGCUCAGCCCACAGCACAGUCCACGAGCCAGGGGCCGGGCCCAGCUCGAGCCCAGCAGCAGUCCCCCACAAAGGCUGGGCCAGCUCUGGGGAGAAGCUCGCCUCCCCACUCUGGAUUCCAACAGUACCAACAGACAGAUACCUCCAAACAGCUGUGGAAUCCCCCUCAGGUGCAAGGCCCCCUUGGGAAAAUCCUGCCUGCAAAGCCGCCCUACUACCUUCAGCCCCAGGACCCCGGGGCGCUCUUGGAGCCGGGCCUGCAGCCUGCGGCCCUGCAGCAGCCUCUGGAGAAGAAAAGGAAGCCUUUCCCCCUGGAGCCGUGCCACCACAGCCCCUCCGACGCCUCGCUCCCCGACUUCUACUGGGACUCUGCCUACAGCAUGGCCGACAGCCGCGCCGUCGUGGACCGCAGGGGCAAGCGGGCCCCAGCAGGCUUCCGUCUCGAGCAGGAGCCCAUGCCCAGGGUGCCGUUUGAGGGCCCCCCGAGCUCCCCUCUGCUCCCCCCGGACCUGUUAGAGAGCCUGGCUGCCUUGGAGGACGAGGAAGAGCUGCUCUUUGCUAACCCUCCCGAGCUUUACCCAGCCCUCCUGGGGCCUCUCGCCUCUCUCCCUGGACGAAGCCUCUUUAAAUCCUUGUUGGAGAAGCCCUCGGAGCUCAUGUCCCACUCCUCCUCCUUCCUGUCCCUCACCGGCUUCUCUCUCAAUCAGGAACGAUACCCAAGUAGCAGUGUCUUCAACGAGGUGUAUGGCAAAAACCUGACGGGCAGCUCCAAAGCAGAGCUGAGCCCCUCCCUGGGCCCCCAGGAGACCUCCCUCUACUCCCUGUUUGAAGGAACGCCGUGGUCUCCGUCCCUGCCUGCCAGUUCAGAUCAGUCGACACCAGCGAGCCAGUCUCCUCAUUCCUCCAACCCCAGCAGCCUGCCCAGCUCUCCUCCAACACACAGCCACAGCUCCAUUCCCUUCUCCAAUUUUGGACCCAUUGGGACUCCAGAUAACAGGGAGAGGAGGACCGGAGACCGGUGGAAGACGGACAAGCCAGCCAUGGGUGGGUUUGGCAUCGAUUAUCUCUCUGGCCCGUCCUCCUCUGAGAGCAGUUGGCAUCAGGCCAGCACUCCGGGUGGCCCCUGGCCCGGGCCUGGGCCCUCCGUGGAAGACUCAUCUGCUGUACUCAUGGAGAGCCUGAAGUCCAUCUGGUCCAGCUCCAUGACGCGCCCGGGACCCUCGGCGCUGGAGCAGCUCCUGAUGCAGCAGAAGCAGAAGCAGCAACGGGGACAAGGCGCCAUGAACCCUCCACACUGAGGCCAGCGCAGCCCUGGGAGCCGAGGCUCCGGAGACCUGGCCCGCACAGCCCCUGCGGGGGCCGCCCUCACCUCUGUUGCUAACCGGCCAGAGGGUGUCAGCGUCCCAGCAUCCUGCUGAGUGUGCACGGAAUGCCCGCAGUGCAACCACGAGAAAACCGUCGGGAACUCUCCGUCCCCCGGGGGCCUUCCGGAGGGAGAGAGGAACUGCUGUUUGUCUCACCUGAUGUCACCACCUCUCCCCUUCUCCAUCAUGCAUGUCCCCAGCCACGAGGGCAGUGGAGGCCGAGGAGGGAAGGCAGAUGAAGAAGCCAGUGGGGACUUCUCAGUCCUGUUUUCCUCUUAGGGGAAUAAAGUAGGAAUCCACUGAUGAUUGCUGACUGAGAAUGUAGUGAACACGUUGGAUUAUUGCUGAUGCUCUCAGUAGGAAGGUACCACUGAAUUCUUCCACACUCAGAUGGAUGGCAGGGGAGGCCCAGCUGUCCCUGCCCUUGUGAGGCAGGUGACUGCAGGGUGGCCAGUCAGUGGCCGGGAGGGAGAGGGCCAGGGCUGGCCUGGAGACCCAGCAGAAGUGUCCUGGAGAGGCUCAGGCCCCUGUGAUGACACAGGGUGGCUGGUGGUGCUGGGCGGGCGCUGCUGUCCGUCCGCAGGAGGCUGCCUGUCUGCCCGUGGCCCGCCGUGCUCCAGCAGGGAGGAGCUUCAGUGUGCUCGUCUUGUGGUUGGUGUCCCUUCCCCGCCCUGUGCUGUCGCUGCUCGUUGUCUCUGUCCCCAUGUGCGUACGCGUUGCCAAGGAGCACAGCAUGGGGGCCAUGGUGGGUGAGGCGGCCGGAGGCGUGGGGCCAUCCGCACAGCCAUGGGGCCUCCGCCUGCAGGGUGGAACUCCAGGCAACAUGGACACGUGCCCAGCGCACACGAUGAAAAUGCAACUGAGUUCAUUUGGACAAGGCGGGGGGAAAAAAGGAAAACAGACUUUGUAUGCUAUUUAUUAGGAGAGAGGGUUGAAGAUGUGCCGUGUGGACACACGAGGGCAGCUGUUGGUCGUUGCCUGAAGAGGGAUCUUUAAGGGGGGUUACGGAAACGGUCUGUCCACUUGCCGUCUCAUAAUGGGGUUGUGUCCUGGCAGUCCCUCCUGUGUGUGUGAGUGUUCCGUGCCCUCCCGGGGGGCUGACCCUGUUGGUGUGUGCUGGAGCAGCUGCAGGGCCCAGCACCCACGGGAGCCCUGGGCGCCCACGUGCCAGGCUCAGGGUGGCAGAGUGCCGGUGCUUGCAGGACUGCUUUUAGUUUGCAAUGCUGUUUGGGGGUUUUUGAUUUGUUUUGGUUCUGUUACCCCCUUCCUCCCCUCCCCCCACACAGCGGCAGCCAGAGACCCUCUGUACUUCUCCCCAGCUUCUCGCCCACGCGUGAGCUCUGCAUGAGGAGCUGCAGCGAGCCAGGGCCGGAGCUGCUGCCAUGCCCCGGGGUGCGCCGGCAGGGGUGCUGUCCUGUGCAGGAGGGUCCGAGCCAGACACACAGCCCUGCUCGGACGGCCUGCCUUGCGUCGUGGCUGUGGGGGAGGAGGACAGGGAGGAGGCUCGUCCUCGGAAACUGCUCUUGUGUAGUGAACCUUGUUUUGGGGGGCUUUGGUUGGUUUGGGGGUUUUUUGGGUUUGUUGGUUUUUUUUCUUGUCUGUGCAAGACUCGCAGCUGCUGAAAUCAGCUUUGCCUUUAAUUAAACCGUGUUCUCUCCAA
Messenger RNA from Ochotona curzoniae (black-lipped pika), 6235 nucleotides. It is a transcript of the gene SMG7, whose product is annotated as SMG7 nonsense mediated mRNA decay factor. Gene Ontology annotation, molecular function: telomeric repeat DNA binding; protein binding; telomerase RNA binding. Lineage: Eukaryota; Metazoa; Chordata; Mammalia; Lagomorpha; Ochotonidae. Gene Ontology annotation, biological process: nuclear-transcribed mRNA catabolic process, nonsense-mediated decay. The record is from RefSeq and is a predicted model, not a curated record. Bases 1024 to 4509 code for a protein of 1161 amino acids. Gene Ontology annotation, cellular component: telomerase holoenzyme complex. The transcript is spliced from 24 exons.